Messenger RNA from Morchella importuna, 1410 nucleotides. RefSeq lists its product as uncharacterized. Gene Ontology annotation, biological process: SCF-dependent proteasomal ubiquitin-dependent protein catabolic process. Gene Ontology annotation, molecular function: protein binding. The transcript has a single exon. Lineage: Eukaryota; Fungi; Ascomycota; Pezizomycetes; Pezizales; Morchellaceae. The coding region runs from base 1 to 1410 and encodes 469 amino acids. The record is from RefSeq and is a predicted model, not a curated record. Gene Ontology annotation, cellular component: SCF ubiquitin ligase complex.
AUGCCCACCCGCCGCCGCCGUCUCCUCGACCGCCUCUCGCGCAUCAGCUCCUCCCCACAGCUCACCACGCCCUCCCCCCUCGCCCCUCCUCUCCCCCCCACCCUCACCCCGCACCACGCCUCCUCCACCCUCACACUCACAAUCCCCACCCCGCACCCCUCCCAAACCGUCCAAAUCCCCUACGGCACCGACGGCGAGUCCCUCCAAAUCACCAUCCCCAUCCCCCCACCCCCGCGGCGCGACCUCUGGACGCCCCUCCCCCCCGAACUCAAACUCCACAUCCUCCGCCACCUCUCCACCCCCGACCUCCUCCGCACCGCCGCCACCUCCCGCGACUUCCACACCCUCACCCGCGACGGCCAGCUCUGGUCAACCCUCGACACAACAACCUACUACACGCGCAUCCCCGCCGCCCAGCUCGCCUCCCUCAUCACCACCGCCGGCCCCUUCAUCCGCCACCUCAACCUCCGCGGCUGCCACCAGCUCGCGGCAGACUGGCGCCAAGACGCAGCAUACUACGUCCCGCACAACCUCCACACCGCCGUCCUCGAGGGCGCGCAGCCCUCCAAAGCAGCACUCGGCUACAUCGUCCACCACAACACAAACCUCGUCCGCCUCGACAUCGCCGGCUGCCGCGCGCUCACGUACAGCGUCGCACGCCUCAUCGCACAGUCGCUCCCCGCGCUGCAGGCCGCAGACAUCAGCUGGUGCACCGGCCUCGAGCCGCGGGGGCUUCGCAGAAUCGUGGAGGGAUGCACGGCGCUGCGCGAGCUUCGCGCGUGUGGUGUGAACGGCUUCGAUGACACUGCUGUCAUGGCCGCUAUACAUGCGGCGAAUCGACUCACGACGCUCAACAUGAACAGCUGUGCGGCGCUCUCGGACGAUGCUAUCCGGACGCUGUGUCUAGGCCCAUACCACCACCACGGCAGCGGGGGUGCGGGGGCGCCGCCCCCGCCACGGAAGCUGGUGCGGUUGUCGGUGUCGGCGUGUCCGAGGCUCACGGACGCGGCGCUGCACGUGCUUGCGGCGCACGCGCCGCACUUGGAGGGGUUUGAGGCGGCGGGCAACACGGGGCUGACAGACGCUGGGUUGGUCGCGCUGUUCGGGGGUGCAAAGGCGCUCUCGCACGUUGAUCUCGAGGGGUGCGUAUCCGUCAGCGACGCCUCGCUGACGGCGCUGUCGCGGGCCGGGCGGGUCGUGUAUCUCAAUGUCGGCGGGUGCGGCGAGGUUGGCGAUGUUGGCGUCGUCGACGUUCUACGUCGGUGUGGGGGCGUGAGGGCUGUUGAGGUUGAUGGGACGGCGGUGACGGACCGGGUGCUUGAUGAGGCUGUGCGGGCGGUGCGGUAUCGCGGGGUUGGGGAGGUGGCGGUGGCGGUGUAUGAUUGUGCGGGGGUGACGUGGGAGGGGUGA